This is a messenger RNA of Yamadazyma jaroonii, 420 nucleotides long. Lineage: Eukaryota; Fungi; Ascomycota; Pichiomycetes; Serinales; Debaryomycetaceae. The record is from the annotation of a GenBank genome assembly.
AUGGAAAGACAGAUCACUAUUAAAUUAUCAACCGAAGAUUCAUUAAAAUUAACUAUUUUAGAUACCACCACAGUAGAUGAUUUGAUAUCAUUAAUCAAAACAAGUUCAGAUUUAACUAACUUCAAAUUAAUUAAUCAAGGAAAGAAGUUAACCUCACAAGACUCCUUAUCAGAUAUAGACGAUUUGAUAUUGAUGAAGGAAGAAUCGAAAAAAUCCAAGAAGAAAUGUUAUUUCAAGAACUGUAAUGUCAACUAUCUCAAAUUAGUGGGUGACUGUCAAUAUUGUCAAGGUAAAUACUGUCAUAAACAUAGAUUAUUAGAGAAUCAUGAUUGUAACUAUUUGAACCAAUAUAAAUUAUUAGAACAUCAAAAGAAUGCUAUUAAAUUAGAGAACGAGAGAACCAUCAGUUCAAGGGUUUAA